Cloeon dipterum is the source of this 8890-nucleotide messenger RNA. RefSeq names its product neurogenic locus Notch protein (gene N). The coding region runs from base 204 to 7745 and encodes 2513 amino acids. The record is from RefSeq and is a predicted model, not a curated record. Gene Ontology annotation, cellular component: membrane. Gene Ontology annotation, biological process: Notch signaling pathway; regulation of developmental process; multicellular organism development. The transcript is spliced from 16 exons. Gene Ontology annotation, molecular function: calcium ion binding; Notch binding. Lineage: Eukaryota; Metazoa; Arthropoda; Insecta; Ephemeroptera; Baetidae.
CAAGCGGCGGCUAGCGGCAUUCGGCAUUCUAAGUUGGUUCGUGAAACGAGAGGGUUGUCAAUUCGGAUAGUGAUACAUAAACAAUGGAUUAUCUGUUGGACGAUGACUUGAUUCUCCGAGGGGUGCAGUGAGACAUUUCUUGGUGAACAAAUGUGUGCUGGGAAGUGAUUAUUUCUACGAGAUCUCUAGGAAUUUUCAUCAAGAUGAAGCUCUGUGGUUUCACGUUCACUCUUCUCGCUACCCUCUUCAUUGCCAUUGAAACGGUCGCAGCCGGUGCUGUGAAAUCGUGUUCUCCUAACCCCUGCAAAAACAAAGGAACUUGUGGUCCUAAUCGUUACGGUGAUCUGGUUUGCAAUUGCACAAGGGACUACGUGGGCGACUUCUGCCAGCAUGCCAAUCCUUGUGCCAAACACCCGCCGCAAUGCCAAAACGGUGGCAGCUGCGUCGUGACAGAGCCCAGGGGUUUCAUUCCGUCCUGGAGGUGCGAGUGUCCCAUCGGCUUCACAGCUUCCCUGUGUGAAAUCGCGGUGAGCAAUGUGUGUGACAAGUCCCCUUGUCAUAACAAUGGCCAGUGCGUGCUCAAAUCGUUGGAUAGAUACACCUGCAAAUGUGCUCAGGGAUACACAGGUCAACUUUGUCAGCUGAAGGACCACUGCGCGAAGACCCCAUGUAAGAAUGGAGCGACCUGCACUUCUCUGCGUGAUAGUUUUCGCUGCACCUGUCCGCCUGGCUACAGUGGAGAAACUUGCGAAAUGGAUAUUGAAGAGUGCAAAAAGGAACCUUGCAAAAAUGGACUCUGCUUUAACACACCUGGGUCAUACAAGUGCAUUUGUGACCCAGGCUGGACUGGCCAGAACUGUGACAUGGCCUUCAAACCUUGCGAGCCAUCUCCCUGCCAGAAUGAAGGAUCCUGCCGCGCAUUGGCUGACUUCAAAUACGAAUGCGAUUGUCUAGUUGGUUUCAGAGGCAAGAACUGCGAGAUCAACAUCGACGAUUGUGCACGCAACUUGUGCCAGAACGGUGCGACCUGCGUGGACGACGUCAAUCGUUACUCAUGUCAGUGUCCUCCGACUUUUACUGGCGAACUCUGCGAACGCGAUGUCGACGAGUGCAAGCAAAACGUGUGCCACAACGGCGGCACCUGUUCAAACAGCAAGGGUGGCUACUCGUGCAUUUGCGUCAACGGAUGGGGUGGACAAGAUUGCACCAUCAAUAUUGACGAUUGCGCCUCCGCCAGUUGCUUCAAUGGCGCCACUUGCAUCGACAGGGUUGGAUCCUUCUACUGCCAAUGUCCCCCUGGAAAGACUGGUUUGCUUUGCCAUUUGGACGACGCGUGUACCUCCAACCCUUGCCACAAGGACGCCAUCUGCAACACCAGCCCCAUUGAUGGUUAUUACACCUGCUCCUGCGCCCCUGGUUACAAUGGUACGGACUGCAGCAUUGACGUCAACGAGUGCGAUCUUGGUUUUCCAUGCGAACACGGUGGUACGUGUGUGAAUAUUCCCGGCUCCUACAAGUGCAGCUGCAUGAAUGGCUUCACCGGCCCAAGAUGCGAAGUAAACGUCAAUGAGUGCGAAUCGCAGCCCUGCCAAAAUCAGGGGUCAUGCCUCGACGAUCCGGGCAGUUUCCGCUGCGUCUGCAUGCCUGGUUUCACUGGACAACAGUGCGAACAGGACAUCGACGAGUGCUUGGAUAACAAGUGUCUUAAUGGUGGCGUUUGCAUUGAUUUGAUCAAUAAGUUCCGAUGCAACUGUCCGAUCGGUUUCACUGGUUCCCAUUGCGAGACGAACAUUGACGACUGCGAACCUGAUCCGUGCAAAAACGGUGGCGAUUGCCGAGACUCGAUCGCCAGCUAUUCAUGCGACUGCCCUCCCGGCUUCACCGGCACCGAUUGCGAAACCAACAUCAAUGACUGCCAGAGCAAUCCUUGCCAGAGGGGCCAGUGCAUCGAUGGCGAAAACACGUUCUCAUGCAACUGCUACCCUGGCUGGACCGGACGUUUGUGCCACACGCAGAUCGACGAGUGCCAGUCCAACCCGUGCCAAAAUGAUGGAGAAUGUCACGACAUGAUAAAUGGCUACCAGUGCAGCUGCAAACCCGGCACACAGGGCACCAACUGCGAGCAUAACAUAAACGAAUGCGCUUCCAACCCGUGCAGAAAUGGCGCCCAUUGCAUCGAUGGGUACAAUAAAUACACUUGUGAUUGUUUGCCUGGCUAUUACGGAAUCCACUGCGAAGUAGACAAAAAUGAGUGUGAUUCAAACCCUUGUAAAAACGGUGGCAAAUGCAUUGACCUAGUCAAUGGAUUCAAGUGUAUUUGCCCGAAGGGUUAUUACGGAACCUUAUGCCUGAGUGAUGUUGAUGAAUGUUCGUCUGGACCUUGUCUCAACGGUGGCUUCUGUGAAGAUGGCGUCAACACUUACAGCUGCAAAUGCAAGCCAGGCUACUAUGGCCAAAGGUGCCAACAUGAAAUUGAUGAGUGUAGCUCAAACCCAUGCCAGCACGGCGGCCAGUGCAAAGACCUAUUGGCUAAUUAUGAAUGCAGCUGCCCUCCUGGCUUCACCGGCACCAACUGCGAAACCAAUAUUGACGACUGUCGACCAAAUCCGUGCAAGGGCUUAGGGACAUGCAUUGAUAUGAUUAAUGACUACAAGUGCGUCUGUGAGUUGCCCUACACCGGCCGCAACUGUGAGAACACUCUGGAUCCAUGCCAGCCUAACAGGUGUCGUCAAGGCUCACGCUGCAAUCCGUCUGCUAAUUUCCUGGAUUUCGCCUGCAUUUGUGAGCGCGGCUGGACUGGUCGUCUCUGCGACCAGGACAUCAAUGAGUGCACAAGUGCAGCGCUUCCAUGCAGGAAUGGUGCCAGUUGCAUUAAUACGGAUGGAGGCUACCACUGCGAAUGUGCCAGAGGCUACGAAGGACAGGACUGCCUUAUCAACACGGACGAUUGUGCUCUCAACCCAUGUCAAAACGGCGGUACUUGUUUGGAUGGUAUUGGUGAUUACAGUUGCCUCUGCAUCGAAGGAUUUGGCGGUCAAAACUGCUCAAUUGAUAUCGACGAGUGCGAGUCAAACCCAUGCAAAAAUGGAGCCACUUGUAAGCAGUACGUGAACUCAUACACUUGCUCUUGCCCGCUUGGCUUCAGCGGUGCCACCUGCGAAAUCAACGACAAUGAUUGCACGCCGUCGUCAUGCAUGAAUGAAGGCAAGUGCAUUGACGGCAUCAACAACUACACAUGCAUCUGCAGGCCAGGAUUUGAAGGCAUCAACUGCCAAACCAGGAUCAAUGAAUGCGACUCUAACCCCUGCCUGAACGGUGCCACCUGCCAGCAGACUAUGUACUUGGUGAAUGUAAGCGGCUCGCGUAAGCAAGUAUUGCCAACGGGACAAGGUUACUCUUGCCAUUGCCCUUACGGCUACGCAGGAUCAAGGUGCGAAGCAAUUGUGGACUGGUGCAACACAAAGCCGUGCUUGAACGGCGCCACGUGCACUCAGGAAGACCACCAGUUCUCCUGCCGAUGCGCGCCUGGCUGGACCGGAAAGCUGUGCGACGUCGAGAUGGUGUCAUGCAGUGACGCCGCCUAUCGCAAAAACUUGUCGGUCGGGAAUUUGUGCAACAAGGGCUCUUGCGAGAACUUUGGCAACAGCCACCGCUGCAACUGCAAGGAUGGCUACACUGGCUCAUACUGUCAGGACGAAAUUGAUGAGUGCAUGUCGGCACCCUGCAUGAACGGCGCCACUUGCGUCGAUCAAGAGGCUAGCUAUUUCUGCAAGUGUCAGAAGGGAUUCCAGGGUCCCAACUGCGAGGUCAACAUCAACGACUGUGAACGCAAUCCGUGCCAAAACGGCGGCAUAUGCCACGACGCAAUCGACUCAUUCUCUUGCUCAUGCCCAGCCGGCACCCUCGGCGUCAUCUGCGACGUUAACCUUGACGAUUGUAAGAAUGACUCGUGCCACAACGGUGGCAACUGCACGGAUAAGGUGAACGGAUUUGAGUGCACUUGUCCGCCUGGAUUUGUCGGGCCAAGGUGCGAGGGUGACGUUAAUGAGUGUCUCACCGCACCUUGUUCGAGCAUUGGCACCCAGGACUGCGUGCAGCUGAUCAACAACUACCACUGCAACUGCAGACCUGGUUAUAUGGGCCGUCACUGCGAAUCUAAGGUAGACUUCUGCGCAGCAUCUCCCUGUUUGAACGGCGGGCAGUGCGAACCGACGAACGACUACUUCCAUUACGGAAAAAUCGACCCCCACGCUAGAGGACACAAGUGCAUUUGCAGUAACGACUUCUUUGGCAAGAACUGCGAGUUCUCUGGCUCUCUCUGCAACAAGAAUCCAUGCAUGAAUGGUGGCAAUUGCAGAUUGAACUCUGACGACCAUAGAGGGUUCAGCUGCGACUGUCCUCAUGGUGUUGCGGGCGAAUAUUGCGAAAAGGACGAUUACGACGACUGCUUGAGCAGUCCGUGCCAAUCUGUAAAUGCUAUCUGCCAAGAUCUCGUGGGUGAUUUCGCGUGUUUCUGCCCUCCUAAGUGGAAUGGUAAGAGAUGUGACCACUUUGACCCUUCCUUCAAAGGCGGACGCGUAGAAAAAGAACAAAUAAUGACAAGCAGCACUCAGGGCGUGCGGCGGAAAAUAAGUGAUGAAGACUUACAGAUUUGCGAGCGGAACAACUGCAGUGCUAAAGUGGGUAACAGGCGCUGCGACGAAGAAUGUAAUAAGUACGCUUGCCUUUUCGACGGCGGCGACUGCUCGCUUGGUCUGAACCCGUGGCGGGAUUGCACAGUGUCGACCAUUGACUGCUGGAAUGUGUUCCAAGACGGCUACUGCAAUGAUGAGUGCAACAACGCGCUUUGCAACUUUGACGGUCACGACUGCGAAAAGAAAAUCAACCCGUGCAACCCUGUGUAUGACACCUACUGCAACGUGCACUACGGCAACGGCAAAUGCGACUACGGCUGCAACAACGAGGAGUGCGGUUGGGACGGCAUGGACUGCUCGGAAGAGCCAGUCAAACUGGCAGACGGUAUGAUUGUGGUCUACCUGAAAAUGGAGAUUCCCGUCUUCCAGCGCCAAGCAAAGAUGUUCCUGCGCGAUACAGGACGCAUUCUAAGGACCUCGCUCCGCAUCAAAACUGAUGCAUACGGAAACGAAAUGAUCUAUAAUACUGGACCAGAAGACCCUGUCCAAAACGCAAUCAAGGUCUUUUUCUUGGUGGACAACCGCAAGUGCCGUGAGCCUGGCGUCGAGUGUUACGACAGCGCUUUGGCUGCUGCUGAUUACUUGGCCGCCGGAGCUCUGUCACACAACCUGCCAAAGACCUUCCCCAUCGUGCAGGUCAAGGGCAUUGAUAAGAUGGAUAGUCCCGUUAAGUCCAAUCCGAUUUACAUCGUGCUUGGCUUUGGCCUCAUCAUCUUGAUCGUCUUGGUCAUUUAUAUGGUUAUCAACAACCAGCGGAAGCGAGCGGCAGGUGUUACAUGGUUCCCUGAAGGCUUCCUUAAGGGCAACAACGGUAACAAUAGACGACGCUCGCACCGCCGUGGACCUGACGGGCAGGAGAUGCGAAACAUGAAGAACCAGCCUCCUGGUUGCAUGGACAUCGACUCUGUGAUGGGUGGAAUGCCGCCUAACAUGUCACACGGCCAGCAAUGGUCAGAUGACGACGAAUCGGACUUACCCCCUCCUAAAAGAAUGCGUGGCCCCGGCGACAUAACCAUAAGUUACUCAAGCGACAACACCAACGUCACUGAUUACGAGGAGCCUGAACCUCGCGUAUGGACGCAACACCAUUUGGACGCGGCCGACUUGAAUCGCCGUCCGGACGCAUCCGCUUUGCUGACUCCACCGAGCGGAAAUACGGACGUGGAUGCCCGCGGGCCCCUGGGCAUGACUCCUCUGAUGGUGGCAGCCGUCCGCGGCGGCAGCAACGGCACCGGUCUCGAUCAGGGUGUGCCCACUGACGAAGUCGAGGAGGAGGACGCUACCGGCCAAGUUAUCGCUGAUCUGGUAGCCCAAGGUGCGGAGCUCAACGCCGCAAUGGACAAAACCGGCGAGACUUCGCUGCAUCUUGCUGCCAGGUACGCCCGGGCGGACGCCGCUAAGCGACUGCUGGACGCUGGUGCUGACGCCAAUUCGCAAGACAACACCGGCAGAACGCCUCUGCACGCCGCAGUGGCCGCCGACGCCAUGGGCGUCUUCCAGAUCUUACUGAGGAACAGGGCCACCAACCUUAACGCCAAGAUGCACGACGGCACCACACCUCUCAUCCUGGCCGCCAGACUGGCCAUCGAGGGCAUGGUGGAGGACCUGAUUAGCGCCGACGCCGACAUCAACUUGGCUGACAACGCGGGCAAGACUGCCCUCCACUGGGCGGCCGCCGUCAAUAACGUUGACGCUGUCAACAUCCUACUGAAUCACCUAGCCAACAAAGAUGCUCAAGAUGACAAAGAUGAGACUCCCUUGUUCCUGGCAGCGCGAGAAGGCUCAUUUGAGGCGUGUCGUUCGUUGCUCGACAGUGGCGCCAAUCGCGACAUCACAGAUCACAUGGACAGACAACCUCGAGACGUUGCUCAGGAGCGACUUCACAAUGACAUAGUCCGCCUGCUGAGUGAGCACGUUCCCCGGUCACCUCAAAUGAUCGCGAUGCUGCCCAACGCGGCUGGUCUGGGAGGCUUGACUUCGCCAACCAUGAUGCCGCACCACCCAACCGUGAUUAAUUCAAAGGUGCGGGGCAGCAAGAAACAGCGAGCUACCAAGUCGCCAACAAGUCCAGAGAGUGGUGACCAGCCAAGGAGGAAGGCGUCCUCCACCAAGAAGAAGAAACAGGCAGAGCCCAUCAGGAGUGUGGAAUCAGCCGCCAGCUCUCUUUCACCCAUUGGCUCUCUCGAGUCGCCUCACAACCACGGUGAAGUGCCCAGCCCUUAUGAUGGUAUCACCCAGGGCUACACAGCAGGCAUCACCCUCCUGCAGAACUUGGACUUGCCUCCCCAGAUGCUGGGGAACGGCACCAAGAUGCCACCCUCCUACGAAGAGUGCCUGAAGAACACGUCAGCUGCUAUGCACCACAAGAUGGACUCGUAUUACUCGGUGCCAUCGCAGUUGCACCACAUUCUGCACCAGCGCCAAGCCAGCACCCUCUCACCCCCGCACUCAGGCAGUUCAGUGGCAUUGUCGCCACCAAACUCCAGCUACGUUGGUUCGCCAUCACCAGCAAAGAACAGACCCAACCUGCCCACAUCGCCCACACACAUGCAGGCGAUGCGAGCUGCUCAGCACAAACAGAUGCAGGCGAACAUGCAGAUGCAGCAGCAGACGUAUGAGUACCCGCAGCCGCCUCUGCAGCAGCAGCAGCAACAACAACAACAACAACAGCCGCCGCAGCUGCCACAACAGGACGGCGUGUUCCGCUAUUACACGCAGGCGGGCGCGCAGGGUCACUCUCCCGCAUUCUCGAUGGACAUGAACAGUCCAUCAUACAUGAUAGACACCAACCACCAGAGUCCACAAAACACCUUCCUCGCGCCGCAGCAGAGCGACAUGUCUCACGGCGUGCAGCCGGACAGCUACCCGACGCCGUCUCCCGAAUCGAUGCAAUCGGCCCAGUCGGUCAACUCACCCGACCACUGGUCGACGGCGUCGUCGCCACCGACCAACUCAGACUGGUCCGACUGCAUAUCCAGCCCGCAAGGGAUGAUGUACCACCCUGGCGGCGGCGCUGCGCAGAGCAAACCAGGCGAGGCCAUUUACAUCUGAAAAUCUGUGAUUUGCACCAAGAUAUGAAUUUGAAGUGUUAAGACUGUUGAAUAUCCCUGAGAAUUUUAUGCUACUAUGUGGAAUUUUAAUUUAUGCCGUGAAAGUGAACAGUAUACAAACACUCGUUAAAUCGCGAAAGAGUGCCUUCGAAUCGAGCCAUAUAUUCAGUGUCACUAUUUUAUGUACAUUCAGAGUUAGAGCAGUUUUUGUAAACCUUCCCAAGGUGGUGCCUUAGCAAGUGCUUUAAACCUGGUCUCUUUUUGUCUCGCUUCCAAGCCCUCUGUCGGCAAAACAAGGCAGUCUCAAGGAGGUCCAUUAACUGAAGCAGACCGUUCAGUGCUUUUUUCUGUAAAUAGCAUUUUACUAAGACAUGACUCUCCAGAGAUGGGCGGACUCUCAAACAUUGACGAAUUUCUUCAUGUACGGAUCUCGAAAAUUCACCUUCAUAUAACUCCUCGCACAAAAUCCGCCCCCUUUGGAGUAGCAGCUUUUUCCAUUGUUGCUGUACAAAUAUAUCAUCUAGGGAGUGAAUGAUGAUUUUUAAAAUGGGAAAGCUUUGUGGGAAUAUUCAGACCGAGUUGGUACUUACUCAACUUAGGAUUUUUGUAUUAUACUGUUUGAAAAUCAGAAUGUCUUUAUUAACUGAGUAUAGAAACCCAAGUGCAAUGUGUCAAUUUCGAACGCCACGUGCUUUCAAGCAAAGCAUUCCACCUGUCAGGGGAAUUUAAUUGAAAUGGAAUCUCAUUUAGUUAGUGUUUUUGGGGAAUCUCACUAGAGCAAUUAUCUGACAUAAAUUGUAAAGGUGCAUUUUCAUCAGAGGUUGUCACAGAUUUUUGAUUAAACAAAAAUUACUCCUUUGCAGAGGGUUAGAAUUAGGUCAAAAACCUUCAGAAAGUUAAAAUCCUGGCACUUUCUUGGACUUUAAAAACUUAAUGUUGCCAUCCAAUGAGUGAAACCCUGAUUCCGUUUUGUAUAAAUGGACUUGCAAUAAAAAAUUUUAAACUUAAGUUUUCAACCUGCAGAACAUAGAAUUAAGUUCAAUCUGCGCAACAUUAACAACUAUGAAACUGUAAUUCAUGCCAUUUUGCAUGCAAGAAGACAUUUUUGUAAUUUCCAAUAAAACGCCUUGUAUUUUAUAAAUAAAA